AUGGCUAAGAGAACUAAGAAGGUCGGUAUCACAGGUAAGUACGGUGUCCGUUACGGUUCCUCCUUGAGAAGACAAGUCAAGAAGUUGGAAGUCCAACAACACGCUAAAUACGACUGUUCCUUCUGCGGUAAGAAGACUGUCAAGAGAGGUGCUGCUGGUAUCUGGACCUGUACCUCUUGUAAGAAGACUGUUGCCGGUGGUGCUUACACCGUUUCCACCGCUGCCGCCGCCACUGUCAGAUCUACCAUCAGAAGAUUGAGAGAAAUGGCCGAGGCUUAA
Molecule: messenger RNA, 279 nt
Organism: Torulaspora globosa
Lineage: Eukaryota; Fungi; Ascomycota; Saccharomycetes; Saccharomycetales; Saccharomycetaceae
Gene: RPL43B
Product: 60S ribosomal protein eL43
Exons: 2
Coding region: 1-279 (92 amino acids)
Biological process (GO): translation
Cellular component (GO): ribosome
Molecular function (GO): structural constituent of ribosome
Source: RefSeq, a predicted model, not a curated record